Gamsiella multidivaricata is the source of this 2417-nucleotide messenger RNA. RefSeq lists its product as uncharacterized. The coding region runs from base 55 to 2277 and encodes 740 amino acids. The transcript is spliced from 2 exons. NCBI's taxonomy places the organism in Eukaryota, Fungi, Mortierellomycota, Mortierellomycetes, Mortierellales, Mortierellaceae. Gene Ontology annotation, molecular function: oxidoreductase activity. The record is from RefSeq and is a predicted model, not a curated record.
UGGAUUGGGGAAGGAAAUGCUUAUUGAUUUCAAAUCCUAAAUAAUAACCAAGAAAUGCUCACUUCUGAAAAAAAAACUUCAUUUUUGGCAUUAGGAAUGGACGCUGCUUCCCUCUCUGUGACCUGCCCCUGCCAGAAAUGUGCACUGGCUGCCGGACGCAACAAUGGUGACCCGAACCACGAGCAUGUCGAGGGUCGAAUGGACGUACCCAUGCGCAGUUUUUUCGCAGAAUACUACCCUAACCUCGUUCGUCUUUACCGCUCCAUCGGUGUCAAGUUUCACGAUGCAGACAAUACUCUUGCAUGCUUCGAUGUCACCUUCGAUUCUGACUCCCGGACAUCCUCGUCAACGCCCUCUUCAGAAUCCAGUCGACUGAAGCAAAAUGUCAACAUCAAGGCACCAUACCUAUCCUCCAGAUCCUAUAAAGUCAGCUCAGACCAUACCAUCACCCUGCCAGAUCUACCGCCGCUCUCGAUCCUCAACCCAUACCCCUUUGGUCGUCGUCUCCUGGGUUAUUUCCGCAUCGCUCGCGACUACGUCAAGAUGUUAACGGUAUCGAAAGAAUUCAUGACCCAAGGACGUAUGAUGGAGAUUGGCAAGGAUCCAUCCGAGUGGGGCAAUGGACGCCAGGCCAAUCUGCGGGAGUUCCUGGUUAAUGGAGGAUACAGUCACGAUUUUUCGGCAUUCUUUGUUCCACUCUUUGCCUGUGUCUGCACAUGCAGUUUUGAUCGGAUGAUGGAGUACCCCGCCUGCGUAGUCCUCGAGUACGUUGCAAGGUGCAUGCCCUUUGGUCGUAUGCAGUUCGUCUCCUCGGGCGUCAGGGAAGUGACCGAGAACCUCUCCAAAAAUAUUGGCGCUAUUCACUACAACAGCAUGGUCGAGAAGAUCAUCGAGUCAGAAUCUGAGAAUGGAAAGGCGACUGGACCCAUUAUUUUGAUCGACUCCAAGGGCGUGCACAGAGAGUUUGAUCACGUCAUUUUUGCCACCCAGGCGAACCAGGCUGCGACAAUGUUGGCGGGUCAGAAGGCGAGCAAGCCCUUGCCGAAGCCCUAUGUCACCGCGCGAGAGAAGGGUGAUGACGAAUCGAAUUAUGGACGCAUGGAGGACCAUGACCUGACGGACCCAGAGACGCCCAAGGAUGUUUCCGCGAACACGAUUACUAAGAGUCACCCGUUCUACAGCCAGAUUCAGACAUUGCUGAAGUUCCCGUAUGAGAGGACGCAGGUUGUUUGCCAUACCGAUACGUCGUUCCUGCCCAAGGAUCCUGGUUCAUGGAGGUUGCUGAAUAUUGCCAAAUCUACUGCCGCUAACAUCCUUGCCUCGCCCUUUGACAUGGUCACCGCCGAAUUGGAGCAACAACGGGAGCGUGAAGGAUCCACUAGGUUCUCGAUCAAAUCAUUUAUCACUAGUGGUGAGUCUGAACUCAAGAACAGGAAGAAGGGCCAUGACUCUGGUAUUUCGAGCCCAGAGUGGCAGAGCGGCUCGACUACCCCCACAUCGACUGCUUCUCAGAGUUACAAUUCUGCAAUGGCUACGCAUAUCAUGAACAACACGGCUUCGUCGCUCGGCACAACUACCAAGUUCCUCCAGACCACCAAUCCGAUCUUCCAGCCCAAGCCCGAGACCGUCAUUUCUUCAGCUUGGUUCGAGCGCGCCGUUGUCAACCCAGAAUCGAUGAAGGCCGUUGACGAACUGAACCAGCAGAUGGAGGAUCAGGUCGAACGUCUUCUUGCUGCCGCCAAGAUGGGAACUCAGUCGGCCUCAAUUUCUGACCGCGUCUGGUUCGUCGGAAGCUACGCCUACCCAGGUAUCCCGCUUUUGGAGGGAUGUGUCGUCAGUGCGGUCCAGGUGAUGGAGCGCAUUGUCGCCGCAGAGCCCCGCCAUCAUCUGGCUGCAUCGAUCUCAGCCGCAAAGGAGUCGUUCCUGAAGCGCGAUGAGCCCAUGCGUGAACGUCGACUACGUCGCAAGCAAGAGAUGGAGCGGAAGCCGACCGGCGACAACUCUGCGAGCGCUGUGUACUUCAAGACCGCGUGGAAAGAUACGCUCGAGGAUGAGAGUAUCUGGGAGGAGCAGGAGAAGACUCGUGAUGAGGCGAAGCGGGAGAUUGCGCGGUCCGGGAAGGGGCACUUUUCGAGCGCUGUGGGGUCUUGGACGUCGAAUGUCUAUGUUGAAGUAGCAUGGAUGUUGCUGCUGUAUAUCGCGGCAAUUGUGCAAUGGUGGAUGGUCUUUGUGCUAGAGAGCGCAGGUUUCGACGGCAGUCGAUGGGCCCUGGCAUAAACAAAAUGCCAUAUACCCUGCUCAUCGUGGCGCUAUUCUUAAGCAAAGCAUAUGAAGUCUACACAAGGAACGUUUUUGUAUAGUACAGUAAUAAACAUAGUAUAGUAUUGUCCAAAGAGUGCGAUUUGGACAGAGGAGGC